Molecule: messenger RNA, 2348 nt
Organism: Ictidomys tridecemlineatus (thirteen-lined ground squirrel)
Lineage: Eukaryota; Metazoa; Chordata; Mammalia; Rodentia; Sciuridae
Source: RefSeq, a predicted model, not a curated record
AUGCUAAAAGACCAGCUAGCCAUCCACUCUGGUUCUUUUCCUGGAAACUGGAGAUUGAAAUCUAUCUUCCUUUUCUCUUCUUCAGGACAAGAUCUUCAGCUGGAAGGGGGUACCUUGGGGUCCUGGGGGAGUACCCCCCCGCCCUCCUCCAGGGCCAGGGGACCAGCAUCUUCGGGCAGGAAAUACUCAGACCAUUGUGAGGCCAGGGCCUCGAGGCCUGGAAAGAGCCGUAUCCCUGGCCGUGACCACCGGCGCUACUACCACGACCACUGGCGGCUGGAGUACCUGAUGGACUUCAACCCUGCUCGGCAUGGCAUGGUGUGCAUGGUGUGUGGCAGCUCCCUGGCCACCCUCAAGCUCAGCACCAUCAAGCGGCACAUCCGCCAGAAACACCCCUACUCUCUGCAUUGGAGUCCCCGUGAGAAGGAAGUCAUCAGCAACAGCUGGGAUGCCCACCUGGGGCUGGGGGCCUGUGGUGAGGCUGAGGGCCUAGGGGCCCAGGGGGCUGAGGAAGAGGAGGAGGAGGAAGAUGAAGAGGAGGAAGAGGGAGCUAGCCUCCAGGCUUGCCCACCCAAGGGCUCAGGCAAAGCCUCAGCUGGUGGGGGCUCCCGGCUUCGGCGUCGGGUGCAAGGGGGCCCAGUGGCAUCCCGACGCAGGUGCCUCUCAGCCUCCAGAAGGGCUGGGGGCAGCAGGGGACUGGGGUCCCAGCGCCUGGAGAGAAGGCUGAAGGAGUCCUUGCAGAGCUGGUUCCGGGCUGAAUGUCUCAUGGACUAUGACCCGCGGGGGAACCGGCUGGUGUGCAUGGCGUGUGGCCGGACAUUGCCCAGCCUGCACCUGGAUGACAUCCGUGCCCAUGUGUUGGAAGUGCACCCCAGCUCUCUGGGGCUCAGCGGCCCUCAGCGCAGUGCCCUGCUGCAGGCUUGGGGUGGCCAGCCUGGGGCGCUGUCUGAGCUCACCCAGCCCCCACCAGACGAGGACCUCGUUCCCCAGGACCUGACCAGAAAGAGCCGGGACUCGGCCCCUGCUGCUGGAGCCCCCUCCUCUCAGGAUCUCAGUCCCCCAGACGUAAAGGAAGAGGCUGGCAGGGUCCCUGAGAGGCCCGGGCCCACAGAGGAGGGCGAGAGCGAGGGAGAGGCGGAGAGGGAGGGGGUUCCCGGGCAGUCGCUGCGGGGCGGCGACCACCGCCCUCACUACCAGGAGCGCUGGCGACUGGAGUACCUCAUGGAGCUGGACGGCGGCCGGCGCGGCCUGGUGUGCCUGGUGUGCGGGGGCGCGCUGGCCUCGCUCAAGAUGAGCACCAUCAAGCGGCACAUCCGCCAGCGCCACCCGGGCUCCACGUGCCUCACCGGGCCUGUCAAGGAAUGGAGCGAGAAGGCCGCCCACCUUCUGGCCCUGGGGCUGCCCUGCUCGGAGCCGCCCCCCGGCCCCACCGGCCCCAGCGAAGUCCCACUUUCCCCUGGGGCUGCUUUGGAGCGGCCCGCCGAGGAAGAGGAGGACGAAGAGGACGGGCAGGAACCCGGAGGACUGGCCUUCCCGCCGCUGCCACUGCCGCCACCGCCCCCUCCCCCGCCGCCGCCGCCCCGCAGCCGGGAACAGCGGCGGAACUACCAGCCGCGCUGGCGGGGCGAAUACCUGAUGGAUUACGACGGCAGCCGGCGCGGCCUGGUGUGCAUGGUGUGCGGGGGCGCGCUGGCCACGCUCAAGGUGAGCACCAUCAAGCGGCACAUCCUGCAGGUGCACCCCUUUUCCAUGGACUUCACACCGGAGGAGCGCCAGACCAUCCUGGAGGCCUACGAGGAGGCGGCGCUGCGCUGCUACGGCCACGAGGGCUUCGGGCCACCCGCCCCUGCACCGCGUGACGGCGGCACGGACCUCAAGCCGGGUGCCGUGUGCCGGGCAUAGCGGACUCGCCGGGUCGCCCUGUGCUCGGCCGGGCUGGGCUGGGAGGCCCUCGUAUCUCGUGCUAGAGCUUCCCACGGCCGACUGCUGUCGCGUCCCCCCCGCUGGCCGGGCUGGGCGGAGAUUGGGUGGCGCCGACGCUACUUAGGUGUCGGAGCUAGUCGGUGCUGGAGCGCACCCGGUCCCGGUGCUCCGGGCCUCUGCGCAGCGCUCCGCUUUCUAUGAAGCCAAAGCGGUCUCUGAAGUGUUAGCCCCGAGCGCCGCUAGCCCCAGCCCGUGUCGGGCAGCAGCCGGCGAGGCGCCCCUUUGCCAGGCUGGGAUGGGGGCGUCAUCAGUCAGUAUUAGGGCCUCGGGAGGGGCCUCGGGGAGGGCAGGAGGAGCGCGCCGGCCCCUUGUCCUGGCCGAGGGCCCAGUUCUCUGCGGCCUUGCACGCCAGCAGGCACAGCUCC